GAUUUUUCAAACAAAAUGGCUCCGUCAAUGAGUCAGUUUGAAAAUACACAGGGAGGUAAAGGCAUGGAGAGUUGGGAUGAAUCAGCUGCGCCCACUGUGGCAGAAUUGCCAGAAAUCAAAUUGUUUGGAAAAUGGUCAACAGAAGAUGUUCAAGUCAGUGACAUCAGUUUAACUGAUUACAUUGCUGUUAAGGAGAAGUAUGCCAAAUAUCUACCUCACUCCAGCGGUAGGUACCAGGUCAAGAGGUUCCGUAAGGCACAAUGUCCAAUCGUUGAACGUCUUGUCAAUUCUCUGAUGAUGCAUGGCCGAAAUAACGGCAAGAAGUUGAUGGCUGUCAGAAUUCUGAAACACGCCUUUGAGAUCAUCCAUCUUCUUACAGGAGAGAACCCUCUCCAAGUUUUAGUGAAUGCCAUCAUCAACAGUGGACCACGUGAAGACUCAACACGUAUUGGACGUGCCGGUACCGUGAGACGUCAGGCUGUGGAUGUGUCCCCACUCAGACGUGUGAACCAGGCAAUCUGGUUGCUGUGCACAGGUGCACGUGAUGCAUCAUUCAGAAACAUUAAGACUAUUGCUGAAUGUUUGGCUGAUGAACUUAUCAAUGCUGCAAAGGGAUCCUCAAAUUCCCAUGCUAUCAAGAAGAAGGACGAGUUGGAGAGAGUUGCCAAGUCUAAUCGUUAAAUUAUACAUAGACUCUCAUUUUACACUGCUUGUCUUAACUGGUGGUGAAAACAAAGAAAAAAAAUCUCAUAAUACAA
This is a messenger RNA of Ruditapes philippinarum (Manila clam), 758 nucleotides long. Its product is annotated as small ribosomal subunit protein uS7. NCBI's taxonomy places the organism in Eukaryota, Metazoa, Mollusca, Bivalvia, Venerida, Veneridae. Gene Ontology annotation, molecular function: structural constituent of ribosome; mRNA binding; rRNA binding. Gene Ontology annotation, cellular component: cytosolic small ribosomal subunit; ribosome. The record is from RefSeq and is a predicted model, not a curated record. Gene Ontology annotation, biological process: ribosomal small subunit assembly; translation. The transcript is spliced from 5 exons. Bases 16 to 681 code for a protein of 221 amino acids.